Molecule: messenger RNA, 2712 nt
Organism: Miscanthus lutarioriparius
Lineage: Eukaryota; Viridiplantae; Streptophyta; Magnoliopsida; Poales; Poaceae
Source: the annotation of a GenBank genome assembly
AUGGCGAGCGACCCUCAAUAUCCAAAUCUACCAAGCGACAAAGACGAAACGAUUUUUUCCGGAAAAACGCUAAAACGGAAUGCACGGCCGAGCUCCGCCGCAUGCAGUGCUUCCUCCGCGACGCCGCUGACGCCAGGCGGCCUCGGCAGCGAGCGCGUCACCAACUGGGCGGUGGACGUCCGCGCGGCCGCCUACGAAGCGGAGGACGCCCUCGAGGAGGCCGACCUCCUCGCGCGCCGCCGCGCCCUGCGGCGCGGCUACUCUGGCCUUCUCGCCUGGUGCGCUGACCUCGCCGCGCUCCACAGUUUUGGCCAGAAGAUUAGGCGCGUCCGAUCCAGGAUCCGAGAGAUCUCCGAUGGCGCCGUCGCCUACGGAAUCGCAAAUCUCGGUGAGGCCAGCAUCUCAGUUUCUCCACAGGACAUAGAUGUGACGACGCCCUGUGACCUUCGUUGGGCUGGUGGACACGAUAGUUGGGUUGUUGGAUUCCACAAAGAGAGGAAUGAGAUCAUCAAAGAAUUGAUUGAUACAAAGACCCUGCAAAUUUGUGUUGUUUCCAUAGUUGGGAUGGGUGGAUCUGGCAAAUCAACGCUUGCAAAAAAAAUCUACAAUUUUUUCCAUUCUCAACAGCAUUUUCAGGCCUUUUGUUGGUUAGUAGUCUCUCAGAAAUACACGUUCCUUGAUCUUAUCAAGGAUGUAGCUAAGAGGAUUAUUGACAUCAAAAGUGAGAAGAACAGGGAGGAAAGAAACAAGGAUGGAGAGGGGACAAGCAAAGAUGGAGAGGGGACAAGCAAAAAUGGAAAGGGGACAGGCAAAGAUGGUGAGCGGACAAGCAAAGAUGGUAAAGAGAACAAUCAGUUAACGAUCGAAGCAUUGGAGAAGAUGGACGAGGAAGAAAUAAGUGAACUUCUGCGGAAGGAACUUGCACAUAGAAGGUUUCUUGUUGUGCUGGAUGACGUCUGGAGGUGUAAUUCCUAUAGCGAGAUCAAUAGGAUCAUCAGCCUCUUUCCAGAUGUUAACAAUGGGAGUAGAAUUAUGUUGACCACUCGAGACCUAAGUGUCGCAAAGCAUGUCAGCAAGAGGAAUAGCAUCCAUCAGAUGAAGCUUUUGGACGAGGGCCAUAGCUGGGAGCUGCUUGAGAAGAAGGCCUUUCAGCAGAACCAAAAUUUUAGCCCCAGUGAUCGGUCACAGCUGACACCUAUUGGAAAGAAAUUGGCUGUUAAAUGCAACGGGUUGCCGAUUGCUCUUGUGGUGCUGGGAGGAUAUCUUUCGAGGAACUUGGACUAUGACAUUUGGUUGCGACUGGUUGACAAUUUGGAUUGGGAAGCUCGCAAGGAUGAUGAGCCAGUUUGGGACAUAUUAGCUAGAAGUUACAAUGAUCUGCCAAAUCAUCACCUGAAAUCAUGCUUCCUUUAUUUGGCAUCCUUCCCAGAGGACCACGUCAUACGUGUCAAUAAGCUUAGCAAGCUGUGGAUCGCUGAAGGAUUUGUUCCUGAGAGGCACAACCGCACAAUGGAAGAUACAGCAAGAGAGUACACAAACGAGUUGGCUCACAGGUGCAUGAUCCAAGUAGUUGAUAGGAGCAAAGUGGAUGGCUCAAUAAAAAGUGUAAUCCUCCACGACAUUCUUCGCGAUUGGGGCAUCAAAGAGGCAAGCAGAGAGGGGUUUUUUAAUAUUUGGUGUAAUACAACAGUACCUGUGGUGUAUUCAGAUUCGAUGCCAUCUUACCGAAUUGCUUUCCAUAACUUUUCUGGCUGCAGUCAAAUCGUUGCGUCCAUGCCAAAGUUGCGAACCUUAUGGCUGAGUGGCUCAUUGUCAAAUGCAUUGGGCUUAUGCAGCCUGACAUUUCUCAGAGUGCUUGAUCUUUAUGGAAUAAAAGACCUCAAGAGGCUGCUCUUCUGGCAUAUUCAUCUUACUGAUGUGUACUGCUGGGCUGCACCUGAGGUCCGGUGCCUUCUUCAAUUACAGACAUUGCACUUCUCUGGUGUAUGCUCUUUAGAUGAUAUUAAAAAGUACCAGAUUUCUAAGUAUAGAAGAGCUGCUAGGGCAUCAAACAAGUCGAGCAAGAAGGCAAAUGACAGAGAAUGGACUCUCUUGAUUGAAGCACUGCCAGAAAUGAAGCAGCUUGUGUUUCUUCAUCUGGAGAGUUGGUACUCUGUCAGCGGAAAGAGAGAGAAGGCCAUGUUUCCAAAGAGAUUAAUCACGGUACUCUCUGGUCAUAACUGCCUUUGUGUGUUAGAGUUGUCCGGACAACUUCAUUGGAGUCUGCCGAUAAGUCAUUUUGCCAUGCUACCCUGUAACCUGAAAAAGCUCAAGCUGGUAGGCUCUAGAUUGCGCGAGGACCCAAUGCCGGUGCUGGGCAAGCUUCUGAACCUGGUGGUGCUAACCUUGGAGUAUGGAGCAUACCAAGGGAAGACAAUGACAUGCACUGCAGAUGGAUUCCGUAGGUUGCAAUAUCUGACAUUCAACGAGGUCUAUGAUGUCAGGCACUGGAACAUUGAGGCUGGCACAUUUCCUUCCCUGAUCCAGCUAAAUCUCAUCUCCAGCUUUCGAGAGAUGACUCUUCCCCCACUGGGACUAGUCCACGUGAAAUCACUUCAAGAGUUGCAUUUGCGUCACUGGGAUUCUAAAUACGUGUCUCUGCAAAACAUCGAGAAAUUAAGGGGAAUCGGAUGCAAGGUCAAUAUCAAGAUGCCGAAGCUAGAUAUAUAUUAG